Laccaria bicolor S238N-H82 is the source of this 789-nucleotide messenger RNA. RefSeq lists its product as uncharacterized. The record is from RefSeq and is a predicted model, not a curated record. The transcript is spliced from 3 exons. Bases 1 to 789 code for a protein of 262 amino acids. NCBI's taxonomy places the organism in Eukaryota, Fungi, Basidiomycota, Agaricomycetes, Agaricales, Hydnangiaceae.
AUGGCCGACCUCAAGAGAUCUGUUAAGCCCAUUUCACAGUGGACCGAUAACGAGCUCCUGGCUUUCAACAUUCGAGUAGAGGACGCUGGGGUUGAGGCGUUUUUCAAUAUCCCUCAGCUCCCCCCGCCAACGGCUUCUCCAACAAUUUUGAAUAAUCUUGACAAACCACCUGGGACUUUGCUCAAGAACGACCGUCUAUUUUUCGCCUAUAAACGCGACGCAGAAGGCCCGCUCCCAGUAGAAGCCCCUUUUUCCCGCCUUAAUUUUACUAUGUUCCUUCUGGAUCUCUUGGAAUAUGAUACCAUCAGAAAUAGCCUGGUCGGACUUUGGGGAAAGCUUCCCUUCCUCAUGGGUGGCCAGCGCAUUAUUGCGAAGAUCGAUCUGUUCUUGAAAAGUGUUGAUGAACUUCAUGAGUAUCUCUCGAUUGUUCACGAGGACAAACACCCAAACCAAGAUCCCGAAGCGCAAGUCAUCGCAAAGGCAAUCGUCGCCUUCCACCACAACAACUGUAAACGCAUGAAAGCAGGUUUGCAACGCCUGCCGGACAAGGAUACCUGUGCUAUCGUCAUGGAACGCACUGCACCCAUCUUUUAUCGUGUUCAUGUCACGACAGCACUUGUUGAUGCCGUCGCCGUGUUAGCCUAUCCACAAGAAGAAACAACGGUCUUGAGGUUUAUACCACCUGUCCCGAACCAGGAAAUGUAUAGUACAGAAGGAAUGCAUCCGCUGGCCAAUCGUCGUUCUGUAUUUCAAUGCCUCGAAGCCUUCAAGGCAGUUAUAGACUCAUGA